UACUAGGUUCGGUGCGGUCCGGUCCAAACUUUGGUUUGUUCCGGUGGGGUCCGGUACGGACCGGACCAUUGCACACCCCGAACUCUGGCAUCUUAUCACAUGGAAGGAGAUGCAAAUCAAUGGUGGUAGUGAUUGGAAUGCAAUUACACUACGAUAGGAUUGCCGAUCACUUGGGUAAGAUUCAAGAAAGAGUUAUGGGCACGUUUUGGGCUAGCGAAUGGGCAUCUAGCCAUGAAGCUCUUGCCAAAAUUAAGCAAACAGGGUCACUUAGUGAUUAUUUGUUUGCAUUGAGAAACUUGGUAAUCGAUGCUAUGGAUGGACGAAAGAAGCAUUGGUGGGAUCAUUUAUUGGAGGGCUCAAACCAGAAAUAUCAGAUGUUAUCCGGAUGUUCCGACCAGAAACGGUGCGAGAGGCCUUCGUCUCGCCAAGGUGAAAAAUGAAGAAGUUAGAAAGCAUCGUCUAGUGGUUCGAGGGAUUCCACGACAAGGCAUGGAGGCAUGGUCUUCAUCGACGGCCGCAUCAACACCACAUGAGCCACCUCGUCAAACUGUGAUACAACGGAUGUCCCCAGAAGAAGUAGCUCGAUGUCGUGCACAAGGAUUAUGCUUCCAUUGUGAUGAGCGCUUCACCAUUGGCCCCCGUUGUGCGAAUAACAACCUUCUUCUCAUGAUUGGCGCAUGCGGUGAAGGGGAGGAGGGCACAUUCAUCGAGGAGGAAGACCAACCUCGAGGGCAAGGUUGUGCUCAAGGAGGGAGAGAUAUUACGAGAUCGGGCCAUUGUAGCAUUUCGCAAAAGACUGGACUUGUGUAUCUUUAGUAUUUAAUUAUUACUUCGUAUUUGGAUAUUAUUGGGUCUUUAUUAUGAUUGUCUUAAUUAGUGUUUUCCUUGUUCAAGUUGGUUUUGGUUAUUGUUAGUUGUUUCCUUAGAGAAGUAGGAGUCAUAUUCUAGAAGGGAAAAGGUAGAGGCUUCUAUAUCUAUAAAUAUUUACUUGUUUCAUUUGUUUAAUGAUAAGAAAAUUGGAACCCAAAUAUUUAGGUUUUGCUAUUUCCUUAGUUAUUUCCUUUGAGGGUUCUUUGUGUUUUGUCCCUUUUACGAGAAAACCCUAAAAACUCCAUCCCCUUACAUCACAUACCGUAACAGUCAAAUGGGCGUCCUCGUCGAAAGCAGAGGACUCGUCACUCGUUAGUGGCCAGCCUUCCUCGACUGUAAGUCGUCUUGCCAAAAUCAAUUGGUCUCGAGCCUCUCCCUGAAGGUUGAAAGACGAUUCGCGACCUGCUCCUCCGUCCUCCAAUUCGACUUCUCCAGGCAAACAGAAGAGGAAGAACGAAGAUCCUAAAUAUGCACUGUCGGGCGCAGCCAGCUCUCCCCCGUCUCGUCUCUUCCCUCUGUCCUUCUACCUCUUCCUCAUGUCUUCCUUCGUCUCUCCUUGGCGAUAGAGGCGGAAGUAGAUCCUUCUCCGUCGUCCAUAGCGCGAUUUAGCGGCGAGAUUCUACAAUCGGAUCCUGAAAUUCGGCCAGAUCCACCCCCUGCGUCGGUCUUCAGCUAACCGCGACACCGACCCGAAUCCAUCGACGACGGUUUUCGGCUAACCGACAAGUCAAUCGGGGUCGGUGGGAGUUGAGGUUUUUGGAUGAUUUUCGGUUGCAGUUAACCACGUUUGCGGUUUGGUUAAAACCGAAACUGCACUGCUAACAGCCCUAAAAAUUCCCACUAAUUUAUACAUAGCUCAUUCUCAUCAUUCUGGUGUUGGUUCGGGUGAUAAUAAUAAGGAACAGUUAAUCUAUUUGCGUCUAUGGUAUGAAGAGUUUAGCUAUGUUAGAUUGGUAGUCAUGCUUAGUUAUUUUAAUUAACUGUUGUAGCCUAUUACAUUUGACACCUUCUUUCAUGAUCUCAUAAAAGUAUGUCUACUAUAGAUUGGUAGUUUUGAUUUUUGAAUUCAAUUAAUUUAGCAUUCAAUAUUAUCAAAUUUAUUUUGGAAUUUGAACUGCAAUUGAAUUUAGAACGUUAGUUGAUAUCCUGAAUUUCGAUAUUUGAUAGUAAAAUACCAAUAUCAUGCUCGGAUUGUCCUAUGGCACUUGUUUUGACUGGCCGUAAGUUGCUUCAAAAGCUUCCUUUCGUCCUCAGACCAACACCAAGGAGGCGGCACGAAUUCAUGCUACAUAAAAUUUGGGGUUAAUUGCAUGGUUGGUCACUGAGAUUAGAAAAAACGUUCAAGUUUGGUCACUCGAAAUAUUUAAAUCUAUUAGUGGUACUUCACUUUACAAAAACCGUUCACGUUUGCUCACUCUCCGUUAGCUGUCGUCCAUCUCCGUUAAAUGAAUCCAUUAAGUGAUGACGUGGCGGACGAAAUCGUCUAAUCAACACUAUUUAACACG
Molecule: messenger RNA, 2375 nt
Organism: Linum trigynum
Lineage: Eukaryota; Viridiplantae; Streptophyta; Magnoliopsida; Malpighiales; Linaceae
Source: the annotation of a GenBank genome assembly